AUGGGUGCAUGCUGCGUCGCUGCACAAUUCUCAAAGGAAAGGGCCUGGACAAAAAUUCGCAACUCUGACUCCAGGGUUCCUGGCAAGGAUCGAUCCGUGUGUAACUGCUGGCCAGCGCUUGGCCAACUCCGAUUAGCCCACACCGAGCCGCUGUACGAAAGCGGUUCAAUGUUCGUCCGGUUCUUCGCCAGUUCGGCCGUUUCUCCCUCUACGUCAUUAGGGUGGAUUUGUGAUCUGGCUUCGCUUCGAUUCGCAACCAGUAAUACAUUCACUGCGGACUUCCUCUUACGAAUUAGCGUGCUACUCUUUUCAACAACAACCACUUUAUCCUCUUCUUCACGAGUAGAGCAGAUACGACCAGAGAAUCAGAAACAUGACCAGUCAAUUGCAUACCAUACUCCGUACUGCGUAAAUCAUCCUAUUUCCCGCAACCUCUCUGUCAUGGUUGGCUACGAUUUUGAACCAUCGUCGACCUUCCAAGUUUCCAAGUUCCCAAGUUCAUAUAACAACACAAAAUGA
Molecule: messenger RNA, 519 nt
Organism: Histoplasma capsulatum G186AR
Lineage: Eukaryota; Fungi; Ascomycota; Eurotiomycetes; Onygenales; Ajellomycetaceae
Exons: 3
Coding region: 1-519 (172 amino acids)
Source: RefSeq, a predicted model, not a curated record